Molecule: messenger RNA, 1920 nt
Organism: Syngnathus typhle (broad-nosed pipefish)
Lineage: Eukaryota; Metazoa; Chordata; Actinopteri; Syngnathiformes; Syngnathidae
Gene: lsp1a
Product: lymphocyte specific protein 1 a
Exons: 12
Coding region: 134-1558 (474 amino acids)
Biological process (GO): muscle contraction
Molecular function (GO): actin binding; calmodulin binding; myosin binding
Source: RefSeq, a predicted model, not a curated record
AGGGGAGGGAACAGAGUGAGCGAGCCAGUGGCAACAAAAGAGCCAACAGCGUGAAGGUCUUAAGAGAAAGGUACGGCGGCGGCUCAGGACCACGUUGAAGAACUCCAGGAGAGCACCAAGAAGAAGCCUGAAGAUGUCCAAGGCGCUGCUGAGGAGAAAUUCCAGCAAACAAAGUCUGCAGAACCUCAUCAGGUUGACAGCGCAGAGGAGCGUGGAGGACGCCGAGGAAGUGGAACGCGAACGCAGGAGACGUGCCCGAGAGCAGCCGUGUCACAGCAACGGCGAGGCGGACUACGCCGCCGACAACCUCGCCGUAUUCGACGGCGGGCCAAAGCCUGGCGGCUCACCGGCGGUGGAGGAGGACGAAGGCUUCAGCGAUUGGACGCAGCGCAGACAGCAGAGAAGCCAUCAGCGGUCGGAGCCGAAAGACAGCGCCGCCACCUCCAGCACGUCUUCUUCUUCUUCAUCCACUGGCGUCCGGUGCGAAGCGGAAGAUGACGACGGUGAGUCAAGGCUGGAGACGGACGCCAGUCAGGUCUCAUCCACAUCCAAAGCUUUCCUUCUCGAAGAUUCCGAAGCGGUGGGCGCCCAACAGGAAGUGACAUCACUAUCCAGCAACCAAUCAAAGAGCAGGAACGGCCAGACGGACGCUGUCUUGGAGGCGGAGCGUCGCCUGGAGAAGGUCCGGCUGGGCCUCCAGGAGAAGGAGAGCCAGGAGCUGGAGGAGCUGAAGCGACGACACGCCCGAGCCGAGCAAGAGCUGGAGGAGCUGGCCAGGAGGAAAGAGCAGAGGAGCCGUCUGCGAAGCCAGGAGGAACGACGACGGCAAGACGAGCAACGGCAACGCCUCGCCAAGGAGGAGGAGGAGCGGUGCCGAAUGAAGGAGGAGAUGGCGAGGAGGCGGACGGAUGCCGCCCAGAGGGUGAAAUUGUUGAGCAGUGGCGACGCCGACCAGGUCUUCAGUCCCGUCAAGACGCCUACACACAAAAUCACAGAGCGGACCGAGUCCCUCAGCCGCUCGCUCAAGAAAAGUAACAGUUUCAAAAAGACGCCGGCGCCCGUCCUCGUCAACAACAUCGACGACAAGAAGGAGCAGUAUGCGCACGCUGUGGAGAACUCUCAGGAAGCGCGAGGCUCCAAGGCCCCGCUGGUGGACCUUCCCAACUCUCUGGAGGCCGUCACCUCCAAGAAGAACUUGUUUGAGGGGCGGAGCAGCGGCACCCCCAAGACAACCUCCUGUCAGGUAAGCGAGGCCCGAGGCCUCCCUAAGCACGCACGCCGGCCUUUUCGACUCACAAUAUCGACCAAUCAGGUGGCCGUGACCCACUUGGUCAGCCAGUGGGCAAAGGGCCAAGCGGAUGUCAAGAGUGGAGAUGUCAUGCAGAAGAAGAACAUGUGGGAGGUGAUUGGAGAUUCAUCAGGGAGGUCCACCGCAAAUAUCAAGGGCUCGGCAGCAGCGAGUAAGAAGUACACCUUCGUGGUGACGGGCCACGGCAAGUACGAGAAGAUCUCCGUGGACCUCGCCACCAACGGAAAGUCCGAUUUGUGCGAUUCCUGAUGCGGUCUUCAGCUUGGAGCAAGAUUGACACGGAAGCAAGCCUAAGCUAUUAACCAUCAGCUGCACUUGUGACAUGUGGUGUACGUCUUUGUUGCCGCCGUGCGCCAUCACUUCCCGUUUGCUGCUGAUGUCACCUUGCAGUCAUUGAGGCCUUUUGUUGUUGUGCGGCCCUUUUGUAAGUCCGUUAAACUUGGUUUUCUGCUACGACUAUUUUGCUUUUUUGAAAGGCAUUUUUUCAAGAAUAAAGUUUUGCCAGGUUUUCAAUUUUGGGGUGGUGAUACAUUUUUAAAGCUGUACUUUCUCAAUAUGAAAAAAAUGGCAUUUUAUGGGAAUAAAAUAAAAUUCGAUUUCUUUUUGUCAAA